Quercus lobata is the source of this 696-nucleotide messenger RNA. RefSeq lists its product as uncharacterized. The coding region runs from base 1 to 696 and encodes 231 amino acids. The transcript is spliced from 2 exons. Lineage: Eukaryota; Viridiplantae; Streptophyta; Magnoliopsida; Fagales; Fagaceae. The record is from RefSeq and is a predicted model, not a curated record.
AUGGAAAUGUGUCCUCUCGGUUUCAUGAAGGAUAUGGGAAGUCCCCAAACACUGGUCUGUGUGAAACAAGUGAAGCAGGAGGUAUCAGAAGAUUGGGAUGAGAGCAUGCCUCUGCCAGGAGACAUCAUUGAAGGUUUUUCUGAAGAUGAUGCUGACGACUUGUUUGUCCCAACCAAGCUCAAGUCAGAUCUCAGCUCACAGCUUGGUAACGUUCACCAACAGUUGGAGGUCAUAUGGGUGAAGGUGAGAAGGGGUGAUACCACAAUAAAGCUACAGGCACGCAUUGUCCAAGAGAAGUCUUCAAUGCCCCAUAAAAAGUUUACUAUUAGAGCGGCUACAGAUGACAGACAUGUUGCAGUUUUAGGUGACUUAACCUUAGAACAAUGCGCUGAAUUGCAGGAAAUGAGCAGGAGGGUUGUGAAUGUGGACUACAGGGGAUUCAACAAAAUGGGAGUAAAGUAUGACUGGAGGAUGAAAGUGGGAACAUACCUGCCAGACCACCAUUUUUCAGUUGUCAGCUCAAUAUUGUUCAUGCCACUACAAUGCGAGUACUGCAUUGAGAGCACUACAACCAGGUGCAUGGCCUGGUUUUCAGCAGCAGUUUCUUCAGGGGCUCCUCUAGUCUUUGUUAAUAUCCAAACAGAACAGAAUGUAAUCUCAGUAUAUAGUUCUCUCUAUAUGUCUUCAAAGGUUUGA